GCGCUCUAGUUCUUUUUCUAUCAGCUAAAUGGAAGAAGUGAGAAAUCAGCAGGUGAUAUUGAAGGAUUACGUUAAUGGCUUCCCCAAGGAAUCAGACAUGCUCCUUACAACUUCCUCCACCAUUCUCCUCAAGCUCCCACAAGGCUCCAAUGGCGUUCUUGUCAAGAACCUUUAUCUCUCCUGUGAUCCAUACCUGUGUUGUCUGAUGAGCAAAAGUCAAGUCAGUCACCUUGAAUCCUUCACUCCUGGUUCGCCCAUAGCAGGAUUAGGAGUGGCUAAAGUGGUGGAUUCUGGGCAUUCAAACUUGAAGAAAGGUGACCUAGUUUGGGGAUGGAUUGGAUGGGAAGAAUACACCAUUAUCACUGCUCCUGAUGCCCUAUUCAAGAUUCAACAUACGGAUGUCCCUCUUUCCUAUUAUAUAGGAAUCCUUGGUGUGCAUGGUAUGACUGCGUAUUAUGGUUUCUAUGAGAUUUGUGCUCCAAAGAAAGGAGAGUAUGUCUUUGUUUCAGCUGCUUCGGGGGCAGUCGGUCAGCUUGUCGGGCAGUUUGCGAAGCUGACCGGAUGCUAUGUUGUUGGGACUGCUGGAACUAAUGAAAAGGUUGAGCUAUUGAAGAAUAAAUUUGGAUAUGAUGAGGCUUUUAACUACAAGGAAGAGCAAGAUCUUGAUGAAGCUCUUAAAAGAUACUUUCCAGAAGGAAUUGAUAUAUAUUUUGAGAAUGUUGGUGGAAAGAUGUUGGAGGCAGUGCUUUUAAACAUGAAAACAAAUGGACGCAUUUCGGUUUGUGGAAUGAUCUCACAAUACAACCUCAAUGAAGAGGAGGGUAUGAGGAAUUUAUCACACAUAAUAAUGAAACGACUUCACAUGAAAGGAUUUAUUGUAGGUGAUCAUAUUAACUUGUAUCCAAAGUACAUGGAAAUGGUUAUACCAUUGAUAAAAGAAGGGAAGAUAUGUUACAUUGAAGAUAUUGCAGAAGGGCUUGAGAGUGCACCUGCGGCUUUGUUAGGUCGUCAAGAGAAACUAUUUUCUUUUAAAGAUCAAUACUUGAUGGCACAAACCUCCACCCAACUAUCCGACCCGAUCACCUCUAUUACCUAAUUUACGCUACCCUUCACGUAUCCUAUUGAAUGUCUCAUAUGACUCCUGAAGUCUACUAUUUUUCAUAGAUAGUCAUUGAAUCUGUUUAUAAAUAUUUAUUAUUCUUUUGAGUUUCCAAUAGUCUUCUGAAUCUAUUUUGUGUUAUUGAAUAUUUCGAUCUUGAAUUUGCUAUUUCCAUGACUUUUUGAAAUUGUUGAUAUUAUUGUUCUACUAUAAGCAUAAGAUGUUUUCUUUUGAAAGGGUAUUGGUUUAAAAGUUUCAUCUUUCUCAAAUAUCUAACAUGAUUUUGAAUAGUAAACUAGAUGUAGAGUCUUCGCCGACAACUUAUAAUGUUUUUAGCAAAUUUUUAUGCUAAUUCCAUUCCUUGUUCCUGAAGUAAUUCGAUUUUCAAAAAACUUGGAUUGCCUUGUAUAUCUUUUUAUUGACUUUUUUUGGUUUCAAUGCGGGUUUUGAUGUUUAUAAUAUAGACAUUUUCUAAGUGUUGGCCUCAUUUUGUAUCAUGCUUAGAAAUACUAUCACUGCUUUACUAUGUGUUGCUAUAGUUUACUAUAUGUUGUUAUGGUUUCAGUAAAUUUGGAAUCUGAAUGUUUGAUUUGAUUUUAGGAUUUUGACAAGUGAUCAACCUGAAAACUGCUACUCCAUAUAAGAAUGUGGAUUGCCUAGGGGUUGAUACUUCAUAUAAGAACGUGGAAUUAUAAAGCAAAUGCAUGAUUUCAUUGUGUUAUAUUUGUUUUGUUCAUGUGGAAUGGAUUUUGUAUUUUUUAUGCUAUUAUAUCUUCAAAGUAAAACAGUGGUUUGUUUUAUAAUCUUAGAUAUAUAUGAUGUCAUAGUG
Lactuca saligna is the source of this 1928-nucleotide messenger RNA. The record is from the annotation of a GenBank genome assembly. Lineage: Eukaryota; Viridiplantae; Streptophyta; Magnoliopsida; Asterales; Asteraceae.